GCGGGGCCCGCGGUGAGCGGUGUCGUCCGGCCGCGCGAUGCAUUGUGGGCGCGGCUGAGGAAGUAAAAUGGCGGACCUGGCGAACGAAGAAAAACCUGCCAUUGCCCCACCUGUCUUUGUAUUUCAAAAGGAUAAAGCACAGAAGUCCCCUGCAGAGCAAAAAGCUUUGUCGGAUUCAGGCGAGGACCCCCAGGGAGAGGUUGAGCCCCCCUACCAUGGUCUGGGUCACACAGAACCAGCUGGUGAGUGCGACUCUGAGCACCCUGCUCCUGCUGUGGCCUCAGUCAGUGCUACCCUGAGUCCUGCUUCUGAAGCCCAGCUUGCUCCUAUUCAACAAGAACUGGCAGGGAGAUCUGCAGAUGGAUCAAGUCCAGAAGAUGGAGAUGAAUCUGAUCGAGAGGAUGGAAGCUACUGUCCACCUGUAAAACGAGAGAGAACUUCAUCUUUGAAUCAGUUCCCUCCUUCUCAGUCAGUAACAAAGAACAAUGUCUUUAUGCCAUCAAGCUUUUGUGAACCCUCUGCAGGCAAUUCUGACUCAGAACCAGAGGAAAAGAGCAGUGGAUUCCGGCUGAAGCCACCAAUACUUAUCCAUGGUCAGGCACCGAGUGCAGGUCUCCCUAGCCAGAAACCAAAGGAACAGCAGCGAAGUGUGCUCCGUCCAGCAGUGCUACAGGCACCGCAGCCAAAAGCUUUCUCACAGAUGGUUCUCAGCAGUGGCACCAAUGGUGUAAAUAUCCCUCCAGAUUCUGCAGCCACAUCAGAAUCACCAAGUGAUGGAACAUUGAAAAGUUCAGACUCUGAAGACAAGACAGCAGAAUGUCAGAAAAAGGAGUCCAACAAUACUUCAGAUGAUGACUGCUCUGAGAAGGUUGAGCUAAAUGCACAGCAAGCAUUCGUUUUUGGGCAAAAUUUACGAGAUAGAGUUAAGCUAGGAGAUGAAAGCAAUGAAACUGCCGACGUGCAGAAUGCUGGCCUUCUGACAUCAGAUAUACCUUCUGCAACAAACUAUUUUCUACAGUACAUCAGUUCCAGUGUAGAGAACUCUACAAACAGUGCAGAUGCAUCUAGCAACAAGUUUGUCUUUGGACAGAACAUGAGUGAGCGAGUCCUAAGCCCACCAAAAUCAAAUGAAGGUAGUACAGAGAGUAAUAAGGAGAAUGCUGCUACAGAGUCUGGGUCUGAAUCGUCUUCUCAGGAGGCCACACCAGAAAAAGCUAAUAAUAUUUCAGAAUCACUGGCAGAGUCUGCAGCAGCCUAUACUAAAGCAACAGCAAGGAAGUGUUUAUUAGCGAAGGUAGAAGUGAUUACUGGGGAGGAAGCUGAAAGUAACGUGUUACAGAUUCAGUGCAAGCUGUUUGUAUUUGAUAAAAGCUCUCAGUCUUGGGUGGAAAGAGGUCGAGGACUCCUGAGACUCAAUGAUAUGGCCUCAACAGAUGAUGGAACAUUACAGUCUCGGCUGGUGAUGAGGACUCAGGGGAGUCUCAGGUUAAUCUUAAAUACCAAGCUCUGGGCUCAGAUGCAGAUCGAUAAAGCCAGUGAGAAGAGUAUCCGGAUCACCGCCAUGGAUACAGAGGACCAAGGAGUUAAAGUUUUUCUUAUAUCAGCAAGCUCUAAAGAUACAGGGCAGUUGUAUGCUGCAUUGCACCAUCGGAUCUUGGCCUUGCGCAGUAGAGUGGAACAAGAGCAAGAAGUCAAGAAUGUAGCCCCUGAGCCAGAGGUAACGCAGUCAAAUGAGGAAGACAGUGAUGAUGAUGAUGUCAUUGCACCUUCAGGAUCAGUUGGAAGUGGUCCUAAUGAUGAAGGUGAUGGGCAGAACGUUGGCAGCACAUAGCAGAUGUGAGCCAAUCUGCUUGCAAGGCUGCUAUGAACACCAUCUUGCAGGCAUCUCUGGAUACCCCAGGCCAGCAAUUCUUUCAGGCGGUUUAGAAAGCUCCAGGACUUAAGAACUGUGCAUCUCUGUUCUGUUUGUUUGGGUUUUUGGUCUGGAUCAGUAGAUUCCACACAAAAAAUAGCAGACUUGGAAACUACCUGAAUGUGGUUUGGGACGUUGAAAGCUCAUCAUAUUGAUGAGCAAAAAAAAAAAAAAAAUCCAACCCCAAAACAUAAACAUAAACACAAAAUGCAACCACCCCCAACCAUUUCCCCUCUUCCUUGUAAUUAAAAUGGCACAUUACAGCUUGUCACAGCUUUUCAUUGGGACCUUUUGGCUGUUUCUUCAAUAGUUCAUGUCUUGCAGGUCUCCAAGAUAGAACUUUUUGACAUGGUUCCAACUUGAAUUCUGCUUUUAUAACCCUUACUCCCCUUUACGCAGGGAAACCUGGUCCUCAAUAGCUCCUAUGCUCACUGGCUGCCCUUUUGGGUUCAUUUGUUCUUUUUGGACUUUAGAUGGGGCAGGUUAUGUUUUUACCAUUUAAUCCCAGCAUAGGUUGUGGAUGUGGACACCAUUGUUUGCUGUCUAGUGGGUUUGUAAACAGAAAGAAACAAAACAUUGUGGUUCACCAGAAAAGCUUUUUUAAUGCGAUAAGAGACUUUAAAGUCUGCAGGACGUUUUGCUAACUCCUUUUUUCUUCCCAUUUCAUUAUUAUUUUUUGGGGAUUUAUAUUGUGGUGAGACUUUUUUAUUUUAGUUUUUCAAUAAGAUGCUCUUGUGUGUUAAAAAAAGUGAAACUAUUGUUUUGUACUGUUCUUUUCUGUUACUAUUUAAGGGAGAGCUAAGCCACUAUAUAUAAUAGAUGUUGCAUACAAUUUUUCUUAAAAAAUUUUGUUUCUGUGGCUAGAGUAAAGUGCAGGAGGCAUACAGGUUACACCUUCAGAAAAGUUAAUGACAAAACAGCUGUUAGCCCUUGGAAGAAUAAAAUAGGCUCAUGUAAUGAGCUCUGCCAGCCAUUAAAAUAAAUCUGUAUAAUAAAGCAGCUCUCAUUUAAUGGCUUGAUUCAACAAGCCAUUUAAGCACUUGCGUGACUUAACUGUAUGUGAAUAAUCUUACUGAAGUCAAUGCAACUCUUCAUGCUUAAAGUUGAGGACAUUUUUUUUUAAAUCUUGCUGAAUUAAUGGCCUUAAAUAGAAAAUUUAACUUCAAAACCCUUCCUGUCCCUGUUCAAUUUCCUGAAGUCUUGCAGCAUGAAGAAAAAGGUAAUACUCCCAGCCUUGAGUAGUUUGGGCUGAAGGUUAUUGUAUUCUGUUCCACCACAAAUAAAAGCAAAAAUGUGGUUUUCUGUGUGCAAUUCUGAAGUACUCCUACUGUAACCAUAAGUCUUUUUUUUUGGUGGUUUGUUUUUGUUUUGGGUUUUUUGUUUUUUUUUUGUUUGGGUUUUUUUUUUUUUUUGUUUUUUUUUUUUUUGCUUUGGAUGUUUUUUAAUCAUUUGAGCCUUUUAUGUGAAAGUUGAGUUUUAUUUUCUUAUUGAAACAUAUGGUAUAUUCUUGUUCAGCAAGGUUGGAAUUUGGUAGUCACCAGGUCACUUUCACUUUAAAUUCCCCAAAUUGUUCUGUUUCCUUUAUAAAUAGUUUGCUGAUAGAUAAUUUCUGACUUGCAUGCUUGAUCUUUUGUAGGUUAACAAUCUAAAAUGGCAUCACCUAAAAGAAAAUGAAAGGGGAAGAAGCGUUUGACGUAGCAUGAAUUGAAAACAGAAACCCAGGCUAUAGCACAAAAUCAACUUUGAAAUUUAGUAUUCAAAUAGUAAAACAGUCCAUAUUGCUUCUAUUUUAAUGAAACACACUUUUCACUGGCAGUCAAGAACAAGUUUUCCCCUGUGUUCUGUUGUUAAUCAUCACUGAAGACUGAUGCUGUUGGGGCAGACGGUGCUUUCCCUUUUCCUGAUAGCCAGUUGAAGGAACAUCUGUGAUUGCUUUUGUGGAAAUUGAAAAGGGCUAAUGAUAAGCUGUGCCACUGCAUCUUGAGCUCUCUGGAUUGUCUGCUCAUGCCUUCUUGCAUUUUGGUUUUCUUUUUUCCUCCUUAGGGUUAUGGGGGUUUUUAUCAAUGAACAGACCUGUUGCUGCACCCCCUUACUCUUGGCAUGCUUCUACAGGAGCAUGGCAGAUUUCUUAGUACCCACCACACAAUUGUUUCUCCAUCACAAGUCUGGGGACUUUAGAGUAAGUGAUCUGCAUUUUGGAUCUGGGAUCUUUUUACAUUGUUGAGAUACUUGGAUUUAAACUACUCUUUUCAAAAACCCUUGCACCAUAAAGCUGUUUCUUGUCGGCAGCUUGUUCCUAAGGAAAAUAAUAAGGUGUCUUGGCCCACACACCUACUUUUGUGAAAACAGGCAUUAUUUCCUGGUCCAAGGCUCUAUGGCAUCCAUGCUGAGUCUCACUUUGAAGUGUUUUACCUAAAAUGCAAACAAUGGUGCAUGAAGAUUCAGAAAUAUUGAAUAAGCAUGCUUGCUUUGGGGUUUGAUGGUACACAAUCACCUGCAGCUUUCUAAAAAUUUUGGCAACUAUUUACUGAUGUAGAUUUUAUUUUUAGCUAGAAGCUUUGCAUAAAUGUUUAUAGUGAAGGCAGAAAUGUUGCUGUGCAUCCCAACAGAAUUGUGUUGCUGUGCAUCCCAACAGAAUUGGCAGUGGGUUGAGUUCAGGCCCUGCCCAGCAAGAUGCAGUUAGCCAAACCAAAACCCUGACUUAGCUCUCUGCUUUAAGCCUUUAGUAAGCCAGUGACAGGCAAAACUGGAUAAUGCCCAUGUAUCUCAAAAGAUCUAUGUAAGACUGUCAUAUCAAAAUGUACAUGGGAAUUACAUUAAAACCUGUGUCAGCAAGCAAGCAAACAAAACACCCUGAGCCCUGCGUUGUGUUUCCUGUACCAAGCAGCGGCUGUUCGAGGGGAGGGUAAUGGUGACCAACUCUGCUGCCUUACAGCAAUCUUCCCCUUGAUCGUGCUUAUGCUCCAUCUUUCCCCUUAAGCCUCUUGUUAACUUUUGUGUGGUUUUGACAAUUCCUUAUAGCCUGUUGGCUGCUAACCCACACAAGUACAGCCUUUCAGGUUUCCAAGUGGAAAAAAAAAUACUGAAGAGUGUAGUAAAGUUGAGCAUGCUUGCUGAUGACUCAACAGUGUACUCUGGCAACCAGGAUGGCCAGCCAUGUCCAUGGGGGGCAUCAGGCCAGCUGAGUGAGGGAGGGGAUUGUGUCGCUCUGCUCUGUACUGGGGUAGCGUCACCUUGAGUUCUGGGGGCAGUUUUGGGCAUCACAGUAUAAAAAAGACAUUGAGCUAGUAGAGGAGUGUCCAAAGAAGGGCCACAAGGAUGGGGAAGGGUCUAGAGGGGAAGGUGUAUGAGGAGUUGCUGAGGGCACUUGGUUUGUUCAGCUUAGAGAAGGAGAAACUAAGGGUAGAUCUCAAUGCAAUCUUCAGCCUCAUGAGGAGAGGUUAGGGGAAGGUACCAGUCUGUACACUGAUGACCAAUGACAGAGCUUGAGAAAAGAUCAUGAAGCUGAGUCAGGGGAGGUUUAGCUUGGAUAUCAGGAAGCUUUUCACCCAGAGUGAUUUUUGAACUGGAAUGGGCUUCUCAGGGCAGUGGUCACAGCACCAACCUGAAUUCAAGGAUUUGGACAGUGCUCUCAGUCAUAGGGUGGGGUGCCCUGUGCAGGGCCAGGUGCUUAAUUUGAUGAUCCCGAUGGGUCCCUUGCAACUCAUCGUGCUCUGUGAUUCCAUGAAAAUGUUAGAAUGGUGAUGUCACUGAAACCAGAACUAAGCCUCUUAGCCAUAAAAUGGCAAAAAAUGAAAAAAAAAAAGGCACCCACAGAAAACACAAACAUUAAGGUAAGAGAAUGUUGUCAUAACAACAUCUUUCUGGAGUCCAGUUCCUGGUUCAUUGCUUUAGAAAAGACAGGGCAGGAAAUUAUCUCAAUAAAUGAGUCCUCAGCCAUCCUGCACUAGAACUAGGGUGGGAGGUGACCAGAUUGUUAGAAGCCUGCAGGAAUAAAAACCGUCCAACUUUGUAAUGGCUCCUCUUUGUUCCCUGAAGUAUCAAUUGAUGCCAUUGCUUGGGUAUUACUGCCAUUAAAUGACUGCUCCUAACACAUCCCAUUCUGCAGUUCAACUGGUCUCUUGCUCUCCCAGUGAGUGUAUAAAAUGGUUUAUUUACUUUUUAGAAACAUGUUACGUAUUUCAAAAAUUACCAUGUUUCCCAUAAUCUUCUCUAGUUUUAGGAAUUCCAGUUAUGAUAAUUGCUAUAAUUUGUCAUACAAGAUUUUAUUAAACUGACUUUUCACUGUGUGCUUUUUCUCCCGGUGUUACUUGGUCUUUCUGUCCACUGACGGGCUUAAAUUGAACUCUAGUCCAUUCUGUGGGUAGCAGAUUCUCAGACAGGAUGUUACAAAGAUGAUUUAAUUUUUUUUAAAGGGUUCCUUUUUUUUCCCUCCUGUGAAAUCAUCACAGACCAACACAGGGGCAAGAGAGAAUUACUAAAUCAGACAGUCGGCCUUGAUUCUUUUUUACUAGGUGAAAGUACAGGUAUCUCAUUAAGAAAUGCUUACAGAUAAUUUCUGUAAAUAAAAGUCUCAUUUGAAGGUA
Molecule: messenger RNA, 6498 nt
Organism: Melospiza melodia melodia
Lineage: Eukaryota; Metazoa; Chordata; Aves; Passeriformes; Passerellidae
Gene: RANBP3
Product: RAN binding protein 3
Exons: 18
Coding region: 68-1831 (587 amino acids)
Biological process (GO): protein export from nucleus
Cellular component (GO): cytoplasm; nuclear pore
Molecular function (GO): GTPase activator activity
Source: RefSeq, a predicted model, not a curated record